GCUCCUGCAGCGAUCUGGAGGCUUUCCCUGACAGAGCUACGGGACGGUGCUCGCACAUCGGCCGAUGCGGAGCUUCUUCGUCGGAAUGCAGCCAUGGCUGCCUGCAGGAAGGCUUCACGGUGGCCUUACACUUUGCAUCUCCUCCGUCGUCCGCCGUCGCCGGAUGUGGUGAGCUUCAACACCGCCAUCAUUGCUUGCAACUCCCGACUGCGUUGGCCAUGCGCCGUUGACCUCCUUGGCAGCCUUGAGAUGCGCAGCCUGCAGACCGACGUCAUUGGACUCAAUUCUGCGAUCAGCGCAGCCGCGGCAGAUCAGGCCUGGCGCCGGCCUCUGUGUUUGCUCCAUAGCUUCGGUGCCCGACAACUCGCAGCCUCGGCAUUCACCAGCAGUGCUGCAACCUCUGCCUGUGCUGUGGCAUCCCAGUGGCAGGCUGCUCUUCAAGUGCCUGAGUCCUUGGCCGUCUGCAGGGUGGCGCAUACAGCGGAGAGUCUCAAUGCAGCGCUGUCCGGCUGUGGCAAGGUUGGUGCCUGGGGCAAAGCCUUCGCUUUGGUCUCUUCGCUGAGGUGCCAUGUGCUGAAGCCCGAUAAAACAACCUGCAAUACGUCGAUCACGGCGUGUGCCGCGGGUUCUGCUUGGCUGGUGGCUCUUUCCCUCAUGAAGAUGAUGCGGCACUGGCAUCUGCUGCCUACAGCCAGGACUACCGUGGCGACACUGGGCAGCCUGGGGCUGUUCUGGGCGCAGGCUUCGCUGCUCUUGGAG
Molecule: messenger RNA, 759 nt
Organism: Symbiodinium necroappetens
Lineage: Eukaryota; Dinophyceae; Suessiales; Symbiodiniaceae
Source: the annotation of a GenBank genome assembly